Zophobas morio is the source of this 2338-nucleotide messenger RNA. RefSeq names its product leucine-rich repeat-containing protein 15-like. Bases 887 to 2266 code for a protein of 459 amino acids. The transcript has 4 exons. NCBI's taxonomy places the organism in Eukaryota, Metazoa, Arthropoda, Insecta, Coleoptera, Tenebrionidae. The record is from RefSeq and is a predicted model, not a curated record. Gene Ontology annotation, molecular function: protein binding.
GUCUGAUUGUGGAGUGCAUGUUGAGCGCGAACAUUGACCAACAAACAAUAUUUGGGCACACUUCACAUCGCGUCUGCACGGUCACAGGUGCAACUUACGUGCUCCCGGCGAUCUCCAUCACAAGUAUUAAACAAACACUCGUGUUUUCCAUGAGGAGGAGCAGCUGCAUCUAUCAGCGGAUUAUUUUUAGUGCUCGAACUAAUAGUGCAAUGCUUUUAUGAAUACAUAAUUGGAACAUUGUGAGUUUAUGACAUAAAAGUAGUUAAGAAACGUGUAGAGACACAUGUUCGAGAAACAUACACGCACAAAUUUAAUUAGCCGUGAUUAGUUAGAUGGAAAGUAGGAACUCUAACUAGACACCAGAAAAAUAAAUCAUCAAAAUAGCUUGUAGCAGCUCAGUACACAUUACAACGUCUACAUUCAUCCCACUUUUGGUAUGUUAACAGGCGAUGAUAUAAUACGAAGCACGACAUUUAAAUUAUGUCUUGUCUUCCUAUUAUCCGCGUCGUUGACAGGAUUUAUUUCAAUAUGUGAACCUCCGUUGAAACCGUAAAUAGCUUCACUUCGACGCUGCCCGAAAAUCCUUAAAGAAAAAUUUUCCAAUAGUUACGAGCGUUUCUCACGAAGCAUCAGGUACCACAUGCAUGAGGCUUGGCCUUGCUAGAUUUUUACAUCAUACCCACGGACACGCUAAAGUGAACCGGAGUUUUGAAACGGUAACUGCACAGUUGCAUUAAUAAGUUAUUGUGUGCGCCUAGUGCCAAAUCCGCCCGUUAAACCAGCGAAAAAUGUCUCCGUUUUCGAACACAAGACGCAAUUAAAGCGAAAUUAUGUAAUUGCCAGACGAUUGUUUCAACGCAGUACAAAUUCCAGUUCCUCGCAUACCAUGGGUAAAUGGGUCUUUGCGAUGACCAGUAUUAUCAUAUUUAAGCUAACUUUAAACUACGACGUAUCGAGGUGGUGCAAGAAACGAACAAACAUGCAAGGGGGAGAAGAGCUUUUGUGUCACAACGCUUCGUAUCUACUCUUCAAAAACCCAAAUCUGUUACAUAAUAAAAUUAACACACUAGCUUGUGAGAACUGCAGUUUGGAUACGCUCGACGGUACCACCUUCAACGUUUCUAAAAACAGUAUCCACUUUUUGUCUCUGACGUCUUCGAAGCUUCGCACGAUUAAAGAAUAUGCCUUCAGUAAAUUCAAAUCGUUGCGAGUGUUAAAUCUGCGUAAUAAUUCGAUCACGGAUUUGGAUCCAAAGAGCUUCACUAAUUUAAAAAGAAUAGCGCAGGUGGAUCUCAGCCAUAACAACGUUCGAAUUCUCAUAAAUAACAUGUUCGAGGAGUUACCAAAUCUGAAUUUGUUGAAUCUCAAUUUUAACACGAUUUAUUAUCUGCAGCCUGACGCUUUUAAAGGACUGUCGAAUCUGAGACAUUUGUCUCUUAACAAUAACCAAAUUGAAAAAUUGGAUGGGUUUAUUUUUAAGCACUUACCCAACCUGUUGUUACUGUAUUUAGAAAAUAACAACAUUCUCGAAAUAGAUUCGUUCGCCUUUGCGAAUUUAGGCAGUCUUAACUCGCUCUAUUUGAAUAAUAACCAGAUCCGUUUUCUUACACAGUACAAUUUUAAACCUUUGACCAACUUGGCUGAUUUGCAACUGAGGGGUAACAGUCUCACCGAGAUCCAAAUCAGCGCUUUUAACGGUUUGACGAGACUAAAACAUUUAUAUUUGGGCAACAAUCGCCUAAGAACCGUAAAACGUUACGGUUUCAUCGGUUUGGACAGUCUCCGAAACUUGGAAUUGAUGGACAACGACUUCGAAUUGUUCGAUUUGAGUUACGUCGAGAGUCUGAAAAAUUUAAAUAUGCUCUGGUUGCAACAAAACCGUAUCUCGAAUCUGAGCAUCGAUUUUAAACAGGAUCCUUUGGAUUCUUUGAAUAGUUUAGGACUGAGCGACAAUAAUUUCACCGUGGUUAAUUUCAAGCUCCUCUACGAAAAAAUACCCAACAUCAAAGACAUUUUCAUUUACAAUAAUACUUGGAAGUGUGAACUGCUGGUGAAUAUGUUUGAGUUUUUCCAAGAGAAGAACGUUAGUGUGUGCGCGAGCGUUGAUUGUAAUGUAAAUAAAACAAGACAGCUGGUGGAAGAAUCCUGUGUCUCUGAAGAAUACGAAGAUAAAGAAGAUAUUGACACGGAUGUCGUAACGGGUGGAGUGGGGACUGGUUUUAGGAUAAGCGUGAUUAUAGUUUUUUUCAAUUUGCUUUUUGUGUAAUUGUGUGAAGUUAGAUCUCACCUACCUCAUGUAUCUAGAGCUUUAUUUGUAAAUAAAUCGUUGUCAUAUUUG